This is a messenger RNA of Sabethes cyaneus, 2544 nucleotides long. RefSeq names its product cytochrome P450 4C1-like. Bases 255 to 1769 code for a protein of 504 amino acids. The transcript is spliced from 5 exons. The record is from RefSeq and is a predicted model, not a curated record. Lineage: Eukaryota; Metazoa; Arthropoda; Insecta; Diptera; Culicidae. Gene Ontology annotation, molecular function: oxidoreductase activity, acting on paired donors, with incorporation or reduction of molecular oxygen; heme binding; iron ion binding.
AACAUAACGCUACUCGAAAUGAAUCAGUACCUCGUGGUAAAAGUCUAUGAAGUCAUUUACCUUCGAGCAGUGCCGCUGAGCUGACCUGCAAAAGAACAUUCGGAUAUAGUAUUUCGUGCUGAAAAGUUUUACAACCGUUGGGUUCGAGUUUGAAAACGUUACAAGUGCACACGCCAGGCUGCAACCAGGCCGUUGAGACAGAACUCCACGCCGCCAGUGCCAGUGCAGCAUUACCCAAUAGUUUAGCAGCAAGCAUGUGGAACACAGUGAUAGUGUAUUUGAUUUCAACUACGAUUGCACUGAUCAUUUACUUGAGAUGGACCCGAAGAAAGAUUCUUGCAGCCGUGGCUAACAUGAAUGGACCUCCGAGGCUGCCGCUGAUCGGGAACGCCUACAUAUUGGUUCGGUUUACCAGCACAGAGGCUAUCUACCACAACCUUAAAAAUCUUGGGAACUACUAUCCUUCUCCAUUGUGUAUCCACAUUGGUCCAUCAGUGAACGUAUUUCUAUACAGCGCCGAGGAAUUACAGGUGAUGCUGAACUCGCCGUACUGUCUCGACAAAUCAAUGCAUUACAGCUUUCUUCGUGUUAACCGAGGUAUAUUCGCUUCUCCAGCCCAUAUUUGGAGAGGUCAACGAAAAUCUCUGAGAGUUUCGUUGGGGCCAGCAAUUGCAAAUAGUUCAGUGGAUGUGUUUAACGAAAAAAGUGAUAUUUUAGUCGGACGCUUAGAACAAUUUGCCGAUGGUAAAGAACGUGACUACUUUCAUGACAUUGCUAAAUGUGCGUUGGAUGUAAUUUACUAUGCCGCACUUGGACUAGACUUCGACAUGCAGCGAACUAAAACCGGUGAUUAUUAUCUGGGUCUUCAGGACGAAUUUUUCGAUAUCAUAGCACGGAGAAUAUUCUCACCAACCCUCUACCCUGAAUUUAUUUAUCGACUAACCAAAGCAUACAAAAGAGAGCAAGAAAUUUUACGAAGCGCUCGAGAGCUGACAUACAAAGUAAUGGAACAGCGCAGAGUUGAAGAACUUAUGUCGUCUAAAACGAAGGAAAAUCCUUCAGAAUCAAAAACGGACAGUACGAAACCACUCAAUUUUCUGGAUUCUCUCCUGCAGCUAAGUCGAGAACGUCAACAACUCACUAAAGAAGACAUUACCCAGCACUUGGAUACAAUAAUAUUCGCUGGCAGUGACACGACAUCAACUACAAUGGCUAGCGUACUGUUAAUGAUGGCUAUGCAUCCCGACGUGCAAGAAAAGGUUUAUCAGGAAGUCAUGGAGAUUUGCCCAGAUAAAAAACAAUACGUAUCAUUGGAUGACAUCGCCAAACUGACUUAUAUCGAACAAGUAUGUAAGGAAACGAUGCGGUUAUUUCCAGUUGCUCCAAUUGUUGCUCGGGUGUCAACUCAUGACAUUAAACUGAAUGAUAAGAACACUAUCCCAGCCCAUUCGCAGAUUAUAGGAGCCAUUUACCAAGUUCAGAGAGAUCCCAACAUUUGGGGCCCAAAAGCACACCUAUUCGAUCCAGACAAUUUUCUACCGGAAAAGGCAGCUAAACGCCAUCCUUACGCAUAUAUUCCAUUCAGUGCCGGUCCCCGCAAUUGUCUUGGGAUACGAUAUGCUUGGCUUUUCAUGAAGAUCAUGAUUGUUCAUUUGCUCCGCAAAUACCGCGUGAAAACUUCGCUAACAAUGGAUUCCCUUAAUAUCAAAUAUUCAAUUCUUUUGAAAAUUACGAAUGGUUGUCUGAUCAGUUUGGAAAAACGCGACUAACCUGUUGCUUACUAGGCAAUUAUGGAUUAUCAGAAAUCAUCUUUUGGGUUUCCAAGGGACUUGAAAUACGCAAAAAUGCCCACCUAAUCCAUGUGAUGCAAUAUAAUUGUGUAAGUUAGACAAUAUCUGCCAGGCUUUUAAAACACUCUUCAUUAGGCACAUGGCACUGCACGAUCACUUUAAUUCGAUUUUGUUUCUUUUGAAUGAGUCAAGCUUUAUUCAGCAAUUGAAGAUAAUAACUAUAGCUUUACAAAUUUCUCAGGAAUAAUUUUCCCAAAUUCUGUUUGACCGAAGCGGUUUGAUUCAAAUAAUUCAAAAUUAAGUCAAAAUGAUCGUGCCAUGCCUGCCCUUCGUAGCUAUUCGAAUACAUAUGGUGACGCACAGGCAUUCGAAGUAGAAAGAAUUCUAUAUAUUAAGUGAUGUACCUAGUAAAUUGGGAGAUGGAUUCAUUAGUGAAAUCAUAAUAGAAUAAUGUAUUGAUUCAAUAAUCAAUAAGCAAUAAAACUUAAAUUCUAGAAAUUUCAUAAAGAUCAUCACUAAGCAACUUGAAGUAAAUUGGAAAGCAAGUUAACUGUGCCCAAAAGUGUUAAAAAUGCGCGUAAUACCCAACCGUUCUUUUUUCACUGAUUUGUUCAUUAUUUACUAGACUGCAGCAUUGUCACUAAGCAGUAAUUAAUUAGCGAGUAUUAUAAGAAUAAUCUUAUACAGCUGAAAAGCAUCGCCAAAUUGCUGCACAGUGCAUUAAAAUAAAAGCUAAUCAGUAAAAUUGGUUAUU